AUGAUAAACUGUGGAGAAAAAAUAUGUCAUGCUGGCGAACCAGUCCCAACAAACUACCGCUGGAGAUUGUCUAAAGGCAUUUGCACCAAACAGCGUGUUACACGAAUACUUAUUCUGGACACCCCAAAUCUAGUCAUCAUAUUGGGCUUGGGCAGUCCCAAUUCAGUCACGUACCCUGCUAAUUCAACUGACGGAUACGUGGCACACAAAGACUCAAUCAAGGGAGGGAAAAUAACUACCAGAUUGCAAGGAGUUCAGUCUUCCCACUCACAUGCUUCAACUGAAAUAAGGGGAAUCACUCUUCUUGGCCUCUGA
Molecule: messenger RNA, 315 nt
Organism: Vicia faba (fava bean)
Lineage: Eukaryota; Viridiplantae; Streptophyta; Magnoliopsida; Fabales; Fabaceae
Source: the annotation of a GenBank genome assembly